UUUAACGAGGUGCAGCUCCUUGGUGCCUCACAACUCCUCUGGACGUAUUCUGAGCAGGACCAGGUACCGGUGACAUUUACCCAGGAUGGAUGUGAAGUUACUCGCAGUCGUGGCUGCGCUCACACUGCUGACAUAUGCGCCUCCAUCGCAAGCAAAGCCCAUCAGUCUGGUGGAGAGAUGCUACUGUCGUUCAACAGUCAACAGUCUCCCUCGUGGAUACAUCCGAGAGCUCCGCUUCAUCCAUACGCCCAACUGCCCCUUCCAAGUCAUCGCCAAGCUGAAGACAAACAAGGAGGUUUGCAUGAACCCCGAAAUCAGAUGGCUGCAGCAGUACCUGAAGAACGCCCUCAACAAGAUGAAAAAAUCCAAACACUAAAGUGUCUGCAGGGAUCCUUCUGAGCCAUCAUUAAAGAUAUGGACCAUCGUCACACAUCAUUAUAUAUUUGUUGUGUAUUAAAAAAUCAUGAAAAUGUUAUGUUCUGGAGCACUUACAAGCCUUUUGCAUGAAUCAACCCCCAGUGCAUCACCAAUCAUGCAUUGCGUCCGUCUCGGUUUAGAUCACAGAGAUGUUGUUUGUGCAAAGUGCAAUUAUAUCUGUUUGUUUUGCUAACCACAAUGUAUAUACUGACUUCUUCAGUAAAGGGCUGCUUCAAGACAUAACCAUAGUCAGUGCGCUAAGAUGUAUUCCAUAUUUCACGCUAAUUGGCGCCUAGGAAUUUCUACAGGUACCCCCACACGGCGUACAUAACGUAUAAGAUCCCAGUUAAAGUCCCAAUUACAGUGUUUUUGCCGUGGAAAUAAGGACGCCUUAAAAAGCUUGAGCGUUUCCUGAAACAUUCUGUGGUUUGAGAUAAUGUGACUCCCAACGUUUUCUCACUCAUCAAGAAUAACCUGAACAUCUGGAUCACCCAAACAAGUUUAAUGGAGCGACCAAUAAGAACAAGCUGUCUGGAAUCAUAAAGUUGUUCAAUAACAAGCACCACUGUAAAGAAAUUAAUUGAGCCUCACCGACUGCAGUUCUCAAACAAGAAAGUAUCAACCUGAUAUGGAAACAUGGCGCUGAUCUAUUUAAGUUCAUUUCUAAGAAGUAUGUGCAAAAAACAGCAGAGGAAAAAGUUGUACAUUCAACUGUCAUGCAGAUAAAAAUGCACUUUAUAUCUGAUAUACUACAUAUUCUAACAAAAUAUUUACACACUCACGAAUUAUGUCUUUUCCCACCCCUUUUAUUUUUCUAUGUUUAUGUUCUGUUAUCCCUCUGUUGAAUGAAUGUCUCUCUCACAUGACUCGUUUAAAAUUUGGGAAGAUGUCAGCUAGUCAUUCAAGUCUCCUUGUCAUUUGUAUCAGAAUAAUGUUAUAUAAAGGUUUUAUUUUUGUAUUCUUUAAUGCAUUUAAAUGAAGGAACUGUACUCUCACAACUGAGCCUUGCAGUCAUUUGACUGUGACAAUUGUAUACAGUCAUUCAGUAAAAUAACGAACAAUA
Molecule: messenger RNA, 1480 nt
Organism: Dunckerocampus dactyliophorus (ringed pipefish)
Lineage: Eukaryota; Metazoa; Chordata; Actinopteri; Syngnathiformes; Syngnathidae
Gene: cxcl12a
Product: chemokine (C-X-C motif) ligand 12a (stromal cell-derived factor 1)
Exons: 4
Coding region: 86-376 (96 amino acids)
Biological process (GO): chemokine-mediated signaling pathway; immune response; positive regulation of cell migration
Cellular component (GO): extracellular region
Molecular function (GO): chemokine activity; chemoattractant activity
Source: RefSeq, a predicted model, not a curated record